GGCAGGUUUUUUGCAACACUCGUCUUGUCUGAUCGAGACAUGUUACUUGUAAUGAAUAGAAUUACAUAAAACUAUUAAAUUUCUGUUGUAACCAGGGUAACUUGAUUCGUUCUAGAACAAAAUACUACAAACAUCUCUUUGAAAUACGAAUUGGAGAGUUGCUAUGUUGUUUACCAAGAAUUCAGACUUCUUGAAUCUUUCAGGUUUGACAAUUCACAGACAUCAACAAUCAUCAUCGCCAUUUUAGAGGUUAGAAUGCUUCCGCCGAAAUGCAUAUUGAAACAAAGACGAUUUCGUGGUAAUUUUGAUUGGUGAAUUCUAUACGCGUUUAUUAUCGCAAUUACCCGUUUUCCCAUUUAGAUAUCUAAUAUCUUAGGUCAAAUAUCAGUUACCAAGAUCUCCCUAUUUCAAGAAAUUCAGAGGUAUUUCUCCGUUUCAAAGUUCUGUUUGUUUGUUAGAUUUGAGCUUUAAGCUUAUUAGGUUCUGCUAGAUUUAUUGUAAUUAAAAACCCUAAGUUUGGAUUCAGCUCUUCGCCUCUUCCCCGAUGCUUUUGAAAAUUUGGAACACAAAGGAUCAGCGUUAUUGAAUGGAUAAUAAUUAUAAUCAUUCAUCUCAAUACAAUCCAUACCCUUAUGGAUAUAAUCCCAAUUCUUCUCCAUAUCCACCACCUUCCAAUUACCCUCAAUAUCCACCUUCCAAUUCAUCUCCAUAUCCACCGUAUCCCCACCCAUAUCCACAUCCAUCACCACCACAAACCCCACCGGAAUACUCAUAUCCACAUCCAUCACCACCACAAACUCCAUCGGAAUACUCAUAUCCACAUCUAUCACCACCACAAACCCCACCGGAAUACUGGUACCCUCCUCCACAACCAUUUUCCGGUGCACCACCUCCAUAUCAACACCCUGGAUAUGGCUACCCUCCCCCACCACAAUACAAUCAAGAAACCUUUCCUCCUCCAUUUCCACCUCCUGAAGCUCAACUGCCUAACCACCACCACCUCCACCACCACCACCACCACCAAGAUAGUGGUGGUGGUGGUGAAACACCACCACUCUCAGCUCCAAUCUAUUACCCGCCUAUAGAUCAUCAUUUAUCUCAACUAUCUUUAUCUGAAUCUGCACCAUCCGCCCCCGCAUCACCACCUGCACCCGCCGCCACGUCAGCAGAAACACCGCCAGUCACCCCUCCAAUCUAUCCAAGUGUGAUUACAAACGAAUCUUUAUCAAGUCAUAGUUUUCAUGGGCAUUCUUCAAAUCCUGAGGUGCCUCUUUUACAUAGCAACUCUCUUGAUCUAUCUCAAACUCCCUCUCUCAACAACGCCCCUUCAUUCAUAAACCCACAAAACAAUCAACAAUACCAAAUGGUAUCAUUUGGGCCUUCAAAAAAGGCAUUAAAAGUCCUCCUUCUACAUGGGAAUUUGGACAUAUGGAUACACGAAGCAAAAAACCUUCCAAAUAUGGAUAUGUUUCAUAAAACAAUGGGGGAUUUUUUCAAUAGAUUUCCUGGAACCCGAAGUAAAAUCACCAGUGACCCUUAUGUUUCCAUAGCUGUGACAAGUGCUGUGAUUGGAAGAACUUAUGUGAUUUCCAACAGUGAGAAUCCAAUUUGGAAACAACAUUUUAAUGUACCUGUUGCACAUCAUGCAGCUGAAAUCCAUUUUCUUGUUAAAGAUAGUGAUGUUGUGGGGUCACAACUUAUAGGAGUUGUUGCAAUCCCAGUUGAAGAUCUGUAUUCAGGAACAAGAAUCGAAGGGUUUUUUCCAUUGAUUGGAACAAAUGGAAGACCUUGUAAGAAUGGAGCUGGUUUAGGGCUUUCAAUUCAAUACAUUUCAAUGGAGAAUUUGAGUUUUUAUCAUAAUGGGGUUGGAGUGAAUCCUGAAGGGGUACCAGGGACAUAUUUUCCAUUAAGAAGAGGGGGGAGGGUGACUUUAUAUCAAGAUGCACAUGUGCAUAAUGGGAGUUUACCAGAUUUUAGGCUUGAUGAAGGAAUGCAUUAUGUUCAUGGGACUUGUUGGAAUGAUAUAUUUGAAGCAAUAAGUAAAGCAAGACAUCUGAUUUAUAUAACAGGGUGGUCUGUGUGGCAUGAAGUGAGACUUGUACGUGGGGUUGGUAGUUUUCCCGAAUAUACCCUUGGUGAGCUUUUGAAAUUGAAAUCCCAAGAAGGUGUCAGAGUUUUGCUUCUUGUUUGGGAUGAUCCUACUUCAAGGAACAUUUUGGGCUUCAAAAUGGAUGGAUUUAUGGCUACUCAUGAUGAAGAAACUCGGCAUUUUUUUAAGCAUUCUUCAGUGCAAGUGCUGCUUGUUCCUCGUAUGGCUGGAAAAAGACACAGCUGGGUGAAGAAGCAGGAAGUUGGAACUAUUUAUACACACCACCAAAAAACAGUGAUUGUUGAUACUGAUGCUGGAUAUGGUAAAAGAAGAAUCAUGGCUUUUGUUGGAGGACUUGACUUAUGUGAUGGGAGAUAUGAUACUCCACAACAUCCUUUGUUUAGAAGUCUUUCAACAGUUCAUGCAGAUGACUUUCAUAACCCUACUUUCACGGGUAAUCUUGCGGGUUGUCCAAGAGAACCAUGGCAUGACAUGCAUAGUAAAAUCGAUGGUCCAGCAGCAUAUGAUGUGAUGACUAAUUUUGAAGAAAGAUGGCUAAAAGCUUCAAAGCCUCAUGGUUUUAAAAAACUCAAAACUUCAUAUGAUGAUGCUUUACUUAGAAUAGAAAGAGUACCCGAACUUUUGGGUGUAAAUCAUCAACCUUCCUUUAGUGAUCAAGAUCCCGAAGGCUGGCAUGUACAGAUUUUCCGUUCAAUCGAUUCAAAUUCGGUUAAAGGGUUUCCAAAGGAUGCGAGGUUAGCUGCAGAAAAGAAUUUGGUUUGUGGGAAGAAUGUGAUGAUUGAUAUGAGCAUACAUUCGGCAUACGUGAAAGCUAUUCGUUCCGCACAACAUUUUAUUUAUAUCGAGAAUCAAUACUUCAUCGGAUCAUCAUACAAUUGGAGUUCCUAUAAAGACUUGGGUGCCAACAAUUUGAUACCAAUGGAGAUUGCGCUUAAAAUCGCAAGUAAAAUCAAAGCACACGAAAGGUUUGCAGUGUAUAUCAUCAUCCCUAUGUGGCCAGAGGGUGUCCCUACGGGCUCUGCUACACAACGUAUUCUUUUUUGGCAGAACAAGACGAUGCAAAUGAUGUAUGAGACGAUUUACAAGGCUUUGGAAGAAGUUGGGCUUGAGGGAUCAUUUUCAGCACAAGAUUAUUUGAAUUUCUUUUGUCUUGGAAACCGUGAAGCUUCUAGUCCAGAUGAUAAUUUAGGUGAUGAGAGCCCUUCUACGGGAAAUACUCCUCAGGGACUUUCUCGUAAAAGCCAGAGAUUCAUGAUAUAUGUACAUUCAAAAGGCAUGAUAGUUGAUGAUGAGUAUGUAAUUAUCGGAUCUGCAAAUAUAAAUCAACGCUCUAUGGAGGGAUCAAGAGACACAGAAAUUGCAAUGGGAGCUUAUCAACCUCAUCAUACCUGGGCAAUAAAACACGCCAAUCCACUAGGACAGGUAUACGGAUACCGAAUGUCCCUAUGGGCAGAACAUCUUGGGCACGUGGACGACCGUUUUACACAUCCGGAAUCUCUGGAAUGCGUGCGCCACGUCAGAUCAUUAUCCGAAGCUAAUUGGAAACAAUUUGCAUCGGAUCAAGUAUCAGAAAUGAGGGGACAUCUUUUGAAAUACCCCGUUGAGGUUGACCGAAGAGGAAAAGUCAAAUCUCUUCCUGGAUUUGAAACUUUCCCCGAUGUAGGUGGCCAAAUCGUCGGCUCCUUCCUUGGGAUUCAAGAGAAUUUGACUAUUUGACCAGUUUUUUUUUUUUUUUUU
Molecule: messenger RNA, 3847 nt
Organism: Lactuca virosa
Lineage: Eukaryota; Viridiplantae; Streptophyta; Magnoliopsida; Asterales; Asteraceae
Source: the annotation of a GenBank genome assembly